CACACGGGCUGCCCGUGAUCUUUGCUCACUCCACGCUUCAUAAUGUCCGGAAUAUUUCUGUUGAAUUUUAAACCGUAAUCGUGCCAAUGAAUAUAAUAUUCAGAGUGUAAUUUUGCAUUUAUUUAUUUCUGGAAGGAGUCAUGUGGGUGUUCGGCUACGGCUCGCUCAUUUGGAAGGUGGACUUUCCCUACGAGGAGAAGCGAAUUGGUUACAUUAGGGGCUUUAGUCGUCGCUUCUGGCAGGGCAGCACCGACCACCGCGGAGUGCCGGGGAAACCCGGCCGGGUGGUGACACUAAUUGAUGACCCUGAGGGCUGCGUUUGGGGCGUGGCCUACAAGCUCCCCACAGGCCGCGAGCAGGAAGUGAAGCGUCAACUGGACCACCGCGAAAAGGGCGGCUACGGCGUGAUGACCGUGGCCUUCCACCCGCGGCCCCCGUUGGCGCCGCCGCCCAGCCAGACCCUGCUCUACAUCGGCUCGCGAGACAACCCCGACUAUCUGGGCCCCGCGCCUUUAGAGGAGAUAGCCAAUCAGAUUGUGUGCUCCACGGGGCCCAGCGGGCAGAACACAGAGUAUCUGUUCGAGCUGGCCGACGCCGUCAGAAACAUCCUACCCGAGGACAACGACGUGCACUUGUUUCACCUGGAGACGCUUGUACGUCAGAGACUCGAGGAUGACAGCUCACCUAAAUCAUCAUUCUAAUAAAUAAAAGUUUGUUUUUUGCUA
Molecule: messenger RNA, 725 nt
Organism: Syngnathus typhle (broad-nosed pipefish)
Lineage: Eukaryota; Metazoa; Chordata; Actinopteri; Syngnathiformes; Syngnathidae
Gene: chac2
Product: ChaC, cation transport regulator homolog 2 (E. coli)
Exons: 3
Coding region: 141-701 (186 amino acids)
Biological process (GO): glutathione catabolic process
Cellular component (GO): cytoplasm
Molecular function (GO): glutathione specific gamma-glutamylcyclotransferase activity; gamma-glutamylcyclotransferase activity
Source: RefSeq, a predicted model, not a curated record